AAAACAAACAAAAUAAAAUAAACUCCGAAUUUUGAAUAAUUCCCCACAAUUUGUUGUUUGAUCUCAUUUUUGUUUUCCUGUUUCCGUUUCAAAAUUCUCCAUCUCUGUUUUUCGUCUGCUCUGCUCUUUCAUCAUCUUCUUUUUCUUCCUCUUCUUUUUCGUCUCUUUCUCAUUUUCUCAGCCGCAGAUGCUUUCAGCCAAACAUGGUCACAAUUCUUCAAGUUCCCUAGUGUUUUUCUUUAAAUACAGAAACACCCAACAAACAAUUCCUAAUUAAUUCAUCUGGGUUCUCUUUAAUUUCUCAUUUUGACCUUUCUUUUCCAUCUUAAUUUCAUUUUUCUCACUUGCCAAACACAACCCACAAAACCAAAAUACUGUUGUUAGGUUCUUAUACAUAUUACAGAACUGGAACCUUUCGAGCUAAAUGGUUUUGAAGAUUGGAAACUUCGAACGCUCCAGUACGGCGGUUGGGAUGGGAUGUAUUAUGCUUAGAAUUGAUUAUUCAAGGCUUUUUUGGGUUUUAUUCCGCCACUUUUCCUACGAGAAUCACGACGGAAAGCCGGGCAUUUAGUUCAUCCUUCCGCCGCCUUCGCCGCCACCGGUGCCCUCGAUUUGAUUAUCGCCUUUUUUCUUUCUUUUUUUCGUUUUCCUUUUUUUCCCUCUUUCUAUUAGACCCUUUGUUUGUUCGUCCAUUAUGUUAAAGAAUACUCGAGCUGGGAAUCCCAGCAGCAAACUCCAUGAUUGCAAAUCAGAAUUUGGGUACGUCGAGACCGAUCCGACAUGUCGUUACGGCCGUUUCGAAGAAGUUUUGGGAAAAGGGGCCAUGAAGACAGUGUACAAAGCCAUUGAUGAGUUUCUUGGAAUAGAGGUGGCAUGGAGUCAGGUGAAACUCAAUGAGGUCCUCCGAUCGCCCGAGGAUUUGGAACGGCUGUAUUCAGAGGUUCAUCUACUUAGCACACUUAAGCAUGAAUCGAUCAUGCGAUUCUACACCUCAUGGAUUGAUGUUGAUCACAAAACCUUCAACUUCAUUACUGAACUGUUUACUUCUGGAACGCUCAGAGAAUACGGAAAGAAAUAUAGGCGAGUUGAUAUCAGAGCCAUUAAGAGCUGGGCGAGGCAGAUUCUACAGGGACUCAUUUAUUUGCACGAACAUGACCCUCCAAUAAUACACAGAGAUCUGAAGUGUGAUAAUAUCUUUGUGAAUGGCCAUCUUGGGCAAGUUAAGAUUGGUGACUUGGGGCUUGCAGCUAUACUUCAUGGUUCCAGAUCUGCUCACAGUGUUAUAGGCACACCAGAGUUUAUGGCGCCGGAAUUGUACGAGGAGAAUUACAAUGAGCUAGUUGAUGUCUACUCGUUUGGCAUGUGUGUCCUAGAGAUGCUUACUUCGGAGUACCCUUAUAGCGAGUGUUCUAAUCCUGCACAAAUUUACAAGAAAGUCACGUCGGGGAAGCUACCAGCAGCAUUAUACAAGAUUCAAGAUGUGGAUGCACAGAGAUUUAUUAAGAAAUGCUUGGUGCCGGUUUCGAUGAGGGCGUCUGCGAAGGAACUCUUGGCUGAUCCUUUUCUCAAAGUUGAUGGAAAUAGACCUUCAUCGGUGGGGAGGACUCAAAACCAGAAGCCAUUUCUAAAUGCCAAAGAGAUGGAGAAUUUUCACUCGGGUGAAGGUUUAAGCAGGACAAACAUGACGAUCACAGGGAAGCUGAAUCCCGAAGACGAUACCCUCUUUCUUAGAGUUCAGACUGCCGAUAAAGAUGGCUCUCUUAGGAACAUAUACUUCCCUUUCGACAUAGUUAACGACACAGCAUUAGAUGUGGCAAUGGAGAUGGUGAAAGAAUUGGAGAUCUCUGAUUGGGAGCCGUUUGAAAUUGCAGACAUGAUUGAAGGUGAGAUAUCAGCUCUGGUUCCAAACUGGAAUAGAAGUGAGUUAACCAACCAUAGCCUCAGCUUCAGAUAUGCAGAAGAAGAUGAUAAUGUAUCUCAUCAUACUUUCCGCUCGGUCUCGUCGUCGUCCCAAGCAACAACUUUGGGUCUUAUCUCCUCCCCAAGAACAAACCAAAACAUUUCAAAUGGUUUUAGUUGGUUUCCAGAUGAUACGCUUGAUGAUAGCAGUUCACAAUGCUCAUCAGUGUCGGGAAAAUACUCCAACUUGAAUUAUAUCAGCAGCGAGGAGUACGAGACCAGCAUGAGUUCAGUCCAGAUAGAUCAACAUAACAACAUCAAUAAGAUUCACAAUUCCUCAAGAUUUUGUCCUAUUGAGAACCGCAAAAACAAGGAUUUUUUGGCUCAACUUCUAUACAAGCAGAGCCAAUGUGCGAUAGCAGGGUCGUCUCAAGGAGUUGCCUCUUGUCGCAAAGACAAGAGAGGAACAGAUGGUCGUAAAUUAACAAGGAACAGAUCACUAGUAGAUGUACAUAGCCAAUUGCUGCAUCGUUCUUUAGUGGAGGAAGUGAAUAGAAGACGGUUAUUCAAGACAGUUGGAGCAGUCGAAAGCAUAGGCUUUCAAGCACCUUGUGAGGUUUCUUCCAGCAAAAAGGUCUCGAGUAGGCAACCGAUUGGGAACCGAAGUAGUGAUGUAGCAAGAACGAGGAGAAACGACGAUAUUAUAUGGCAAGAUGUUGGAAGGAGAACAUGAAAAAUGAAAUGUUAUCCUUCAAGGAGAAUUGUAGAAAUGUGGGAGCUAAAGAGCUGAUUGUAAAUAGUUGAAGCUUUGGGGUCAGAAUCUGAUAGAGAAGAGGAUUGAAGGUAUAGAUAUGGCUGAGUUAUUUGGAUGAAAAUGAAAUGAAAAAUGACAAUGUUUUUGCCUUGUAUGUAUUAGUGUGUGCUUGGUUUUCAAGAUGAAGGUGCCUACCCUCCUUUCAGAAA
This is a messenger RNA of Cucumis melo (muskmelon), 2862 nucleotides long. RefSeq names its product probable serine/threonine-protein kinase WNK4. Gene Ontology annotation, molecular function: ATP binding; protein serine/threonine kinase activity. Bases 695 to 2632 code for a protein of 645 amino acids. The record is from RefSeq and is a predicted model, not a curated record. Lineage: Eukaryota; Viridiplantae; Streptophyta; Magnoliopsida; Cucurbitales; Cucurbitaceae. Gene Ontology annotation, cellular component: cytoplasm. Gene Ontology annotation, biological process: intracellular signal transduction; protein phosphorylation. The transcript is spliced from 7 exons.